GCUCAAAUGGAUAUUUAUCGGGAUUUGAUACUACGACAUCUAAUUCAGGAUAUAAAUACAACAUGUACCAAACUUGGACUACCAACAGACCCACAAGCUUGGAGUGCCGAACAUAGUGCCCGUUGGAUGUCUGAAAUGUGCGUGCAAUUUCAACUUCCCCCACCACGACAAUUAUAUAUGAACGGUCGUACUCUGUUAUCGAUGACACAGGACGACUUUAUGGUUCGAGCACCAGAAGGUGGUGACACGCUGCAUGCACAGCUACAAUUAUGGAAAACUGCAUAUGAUUCAUACAGCCAGCAAAAUAACAGCAACAACAAUAAUAACAAUAACAACAAUAGCAAUAAUAACAAUAACAACAACAAUAAUGAUAAUAACGGGAACAGUCAAGGCACCUCACAAGUAACCGAAAACUGCAAUCGUUCCUCACAAUACUGGGUGAAUCCUUCUCCAUUGGCGCUGAAUGUAACAGAACAAGGAGAACUGCUGACAUCAGCGCAAGAUUAUUUAAAUAACUUCAAUCCAAGCAACACCGAUACGGCUAUCGGCAUGAAUUGUUAUCCUAAUAAUACAUAUCAAAACGUAUCGCAAGAAGGAACUCUUCUUGCAAAUGUUGCCGUACCACAACAGUACUAUACAUCAGCUCAAGCUUCUGGAAUCGGAAUUUUACCGAGCCCAAGCGAUUCUGAAAUAUCCUCCAACGGCUCUUCAAUGAAUGAUGUAAAUAUUAUUGAUGGGGCUAUCAUUGAUGCUCGACAAACAGGCACACCGCAAUUUCCGCGACAUUCCGGUACAGUGCAUCUUUGGCACUUCAUCCGUGAGUUGCUGGAUCAUCCGAAACAGUACAGUUCAUGUGUAAGAUGGGUUGAUAGGCAGGAAGGGACUUUCAAAAUAGAAUCGUCGCACCACCUGGCUCGUUUUUGGGGUCAGCGCAAAAAUCGAGCCCAGAUGAAUUAUGAUAAAUUGUCACGAUCGCUGCGACAAUAUUACAAGAAGGGUAUUAUUCAGAAACCGGAGAAAAAGCAACGACUUGUUUACAAGUUCCUUCCGCCUUAUAACUUGUAA
This is a messenger RNA of Loa loa (African eye worm), 1065 nucleotides long. RefSeq names its product D-ets-4 DNA binding domain-containing protein. Gene Ontology annotation, cellular component: nucleus. Gene Ontology annotation, molecular function: sequence-specific DNA binding; DNA-binding transcription factor activity, RNA polymerase II-specific. The transcript has 7 exons. Bases 7 to 1065 code for a protein of 352 amino acids. The record is from RefSeq and is a predicted model, not a curated record. NCBI's taxonomy places the organism in Eukaryota, Metazoa, Nematoda, Chromadorea, Rhabditida, Onchocercidae. Gene Ontology annotation, biological process: regulation of transcription by RNA polymerase II; cell differentiation.